GCCAGCUGGAACAUGAGCAUGCUGCAGACCGAGGACGUGCUCAAGUCGGCGCAGGCGGCACUGGAGAAGAAGGGCCCCGAGGAUUGCCCCAAGCCAGUGAUCGCAGCCGUGCACGGAGCCUGCGUGGGGGCAGGUGUUGACCUGAUCUCAGCCUGUGACAUCCGCUACUGCUCCCAGGACGCCUGGUUCCAGGUCAAGGAGGUGGACAUCGGGUUGGCAGCCGACGUGGGCACCUUGCAGCGUCUCCCCAAGAUCGUGGGCAACCAGAGGUGGGGGUGGGGACACCAGGGGGGACGUUGGGGGGUGGCAGGGCUGCUCCAGGGGGCCCUGGAAGUGGCUUCAGCCAUCGCGGCGCGGAGCCCGGUGGCCGUGCAGGGGUCGAAGGUCAACCUGGUCUAUGCCAGGGACCACCCGGUCCCCGAGGGGCUGCGCUACAUG
Messenger RNA from Chaetura pelagica (chimney swift), 438 nucleotides. It is a transcript of the gene ECH1, whose product is annotated as enoyl CoA hydratase 1, peroxisomal. Gene Ontology annotation, molecular function: delta(3,5)-delta(2,4)-dienoyl-CoA isomerase activity. Gene Ontology annotation, cellular component: mitochondrion. The annotation marks the transcript as partial. The transcript is spliced from 5 exons. NCBI's taxonomy places the organism in Eukaryota, Metazoa, Chordata, Aves, Apodiformes, Apodidae. The record is from RefSeq and is a predicted model, not a curated record.